Molecule: messenger RNA, 1428 nt
Organism: Aureobasidium uvarum
Lineage: Eukaryota; Fungi; Ascomycota; Dothideomycetes; Dothideales; Saccotheciaceae
Source: the annotation of a GenBank genome assembly
AUGCCUGGACCAGAACGACCGUCAAUCGCCGUCACGGCUGCCAACAAGACCGAGCGCCACGACUUUGCAGAGUCGACUACUCCUCCACCACAGUCCUCGCCUUCUCCCAGUCCUCCUCCUCCUCAUCAACAACCGCGGGCCGUCUCUCCCAAACUCUCGACGUCGUCGUCCACAAAGACAGCAGAGCCAGCGCGUCCAAGAUGGAUCCUCCACUUGCAGGCCCAGAUGUGGCGCUUCCUCAUGGGCAUUGGCAUGCUGCUCCACCGCAUGGCACCUCCCCACCCUCCUAAACCUUCUUUCAAGCGAUCCAUCAAGGCCACCGUCAGUUCCAAGCCCGGCGACUUCGACCUGCACUUCUACGUGCCCAAGGAUUACGAGCAACACCGCCGCACAAACUUUGCAAAGAGAAAGUACCCCUGCGUCAUCAACUUCCACGGCGGAGGCUUCACAUUGGGCAGCCCUAGUGACGAUGCCCGCUGGUGUGGAACCGUCGUCGACGAAUGUGCUGCCGUCGUCGUGAGCGUCGACUACCGCCUGGCUCCCGAGAACCCCUUCCCUACCGCCGUCGAGGAUGGUGUCGACGCUGUGCUCUACAUGGCCAACAACGCUGACGAACUCGGCAUUGACGAAAACAAGAUCGCCCUCUCUGGCUUCAGCUCCGGUGCCAACAUGGCCUUUACCGUACCCCUCCGCCUUUACGACCACCAGAGCGAGUUUGGCAGAAUCGAGACUCAUGGCGCGAGUUCAUCCCUGCUCAGUCUGCCCAGGACUCAAGAUCCCAGCUCGUCCAGUCUGAGUGUCGACCGCAUCAUCCGCAGCCGCAGUCACACGGUAGCUCCCACCUUGGCCUCGCUACAGAAGCAGCAAAUGUCCGUCAAGCAAGUCGAGUCUGUCCAGUCUGUUUCCCUUUGCGCCAUCGUCCCCUGGUAUCCGUCCUGCGACUACACCCAAACCCGCGAAGAGCGCAGAAACACUUCGGUCCGCACCGAUCAGGAUCUCCCCGCCAUCUUUACCAAUCUGUUUGACGAGUCGUACCUUCACCCGCCGGACACAAUCCCUCUCGACUCGCCCUACCUCUCGCCCGGCAUUGCACCCACAGCCUUCCUCGCCGAAGCCCUGCCUCAGGACAUCAUUAUGCAUACCUGUCAAUGGGACAUGCUCUUGGCCGAGGGCGAAAAGUUCCGUGACCGGCUGACCGGCAAGGGCAUCAACAAGACCGUCCACUACAAGAUGAUUGAAGGCGUGCCUCAUGGCUGGGACAAGGCACCCAACCCCCUCAAACCUACUCCUGGCGUCAAGGAGCACUAUCUCAAUGCCACCAACCAUCUACGACGAAUUUUUGCCAAACAAGGCGGCGAUGCUAACGAAGAUGCAACCAUUGGUGGUGUAGCCGGUGAAGGCAGAAGAAUGAGCACGCUGGUCAAUUAG